AUGACUAGGAUUUUCUGGAUAGAGAAAGAUUCUGUCAUUUUUAGGAAGGCCAAAUAAGAUAGGAAUCGCAAGGUCUCUAUAGUUGGCAACUUUAGCGAGCCUAAUUGGUAGACGGAAAAUAUGAUAUUUCUAACUAUUACCCUAAAACUAAAGUAAUCUAUCAUGCCUUAAUCCAAUUAGGAUGGCCCAUACGAAAACAACACCUUCUUUGAUCUCCCUUACCCUAGAGCAUCACUAAUCUGCAAACCUAAGGCUCUCAAGAAGACCCCGCAAGGGUAAAAAAUCGUUGGUCUCACUCAGCAGGACCAAAUAAAAUGUUUUGCAACAGAUCAAGGAAAAGAGUUAAAAAAGAAUUUAUACUAAAACCAUUCUUCGUCCAUUAAUCUCGAAAAGAAUUAAAUAAUCAUGAAUGCAAACAUUGUCAAUCAAGUGAUUGAAUCAUAAAAAACUAAUGGUAAAAGACGUAAAUUCGACGUGAAUUAUUUGCAGUUAAGAACCGCUAAAAUAAGUCUCUAUAGCGUCUAUGACUGCCAAGGAUCCCAAGUCGUGUCUAAACAAGAUUCAACAUACUUAGAUAAGAAUAUAUCUAAUUAAGAUGACGUAACAUCCCAGCAAAAAUCUUAGUUAUAAAGAUUUGACUCAGUAUCUUUGAGAGCAGACGAAGAUCAAUUUAUUUUCAUUGGAGAUGGCUUUCAAAUUUCUAAGAAUUAACGUGGACCUUCAGAAGAUGCUUUCUUUAUAACAGAUAUUGGCGCUGGAGUAAGUGACGGUGUGGGAAGUUGGACAAACUACGGAAUUGAUUGCUCUCUCUUUUCAAACACAUUGAUGAGAGAAUGCUAGAAAUUCAUCCAGCGAAUUGUAUUCAGGCAGCAAUAGUCAUUGAUCGAUCAGAGAGUGACUUAGUAGGAACUAGAGUGCCAUCGCUAAGCACUUGAGAGCUUUAGAAGGACUCAUUUCCCAGGUUCAGCAACUGCUACAAUUUGCGUAUUAAAUAAUAGGGAUUUAUCAGCGCUAAACUUAGGUGAUUCAGGUUUCAUUUUAAUAAGAUUUGAUAUGAUAGAAAACGAGCCUUACAUAUUGCUAAAGUCUAAAGAGUAAUAGCACAGCUUCAACACCCCCUUUCAACUUACAAGGUUACCCUAGCACAAGGAAGUGGAAUAAUUGAAAAGUCAAAAUAAACAGAAAGAACUUGAAAAUUUGAAAAAAGCCAUGAAAGAGAGAAAGUUCUGUGAAGACUCACCCGAUGACUCGGAUAAUUAUCAACUGAGAGUAAGAGAGGGGGAUUUGUUGAUCCUAGGUACUGAUGGGGUUUUUGACAAUCUAUUUGAAGAGGAGAUCUUGACUAUAGUCAAAGAAUUCACCUCAACAGAUUAAGUGAAGUCAAAGUAGACUGCAUAGCGAUUGUCUUAGUUGAUUGUCGAAUCUGCAUAGACGAAGUCAAAGUAAAGAAAUGUUAAAACACCCUUCAAUGUAAAAAAAGCAAAAGUAAUCAUAGAAUACAGAUAAAAACUUCAACAAAUUGCUGAAUAGCAACAGCUAUAGUAAUCUCUUUCGCCACCAUCAAUAGGUGGAAACGAUACUUCUUACUCGCCCAAUAAUUCAUCGAUUUUGGCUCGAUACAGCUCUUCAUCAUAGUUAGAAGACGCUGAAUUAGCCAAUGCUGAAACUCUACUAAAAUCUGAAUAAGAUUUUGAGAGUAUGUGUUAUGGUAAAGGGAAGCCAGAUGACAUUACCGUGGUGAGUAUGUGGAUAUCUCAUAAAUAUAACCAUUAGUAAUCUUAAGGUUAAGUUUGA
Messenger RNA from Stylonychia lemnae, 1794 nucleotides. NCBI's taxonomy places the organism in Eukaryota, Ciliophora, Spirotrichea, Sporadotrichida, Oxytrichidae. The record is from the annotation of a GenBank genome assembly.